CCCUUGCAAUAAUCCCACGUUUCAGUCCAUUAUUUCCAAUUCAUAAAUUUUGGAAUUUGAUUUUUAACUCGUAAUGUUUUGAUCUGUGUAGAUAAGCGAGUGUCCGAGCUGCUUAUCUAUUUAAGGGCACCAACUUAAAAAUUGUGGCCCCGGGUUGCUCUAAUCGCGUGUUCGUCUUGUUCUAUCUUCACUGCUAAAGGGUGAACUCCGUUGAAUCAUGGCGAUCAAUUAUUCACCACCUAUCAGGACAAUUUUCACGGACAUUUCAGGACCUUUUAUGGUUCAGCAGCAUUUCGGAAGGUGUGCUUUCUUUGAAAUGCGCUUCAUGGAGUGUCUUGAGGCUUAUGGAGCAGACCAGGCCAUGCAGAAGUGCUUAGCUCAACGUGCAGACUUUAAUGAAUGUAUUGCUCAAAGAAACCAGCAACGGAGAGUUGCAGCUAUGAGGGAAGAACGAGAGAGGCAAAGGAAGGAGAAGGGCUUGGGCAAAAAGGAUCCUCGUGCGUAUGCAGAACCUCCUCCAAGGGACUCUUACACGUUCAUGGAUCAAAACUGAAUCCAAUCUUCCUCUCGGGAACAGAUUGUAGUCAAUAACUUUGAAAUAUUCCAAGGGCGCUCCUUCAAUACUUUUCGGUGCUGCUCAGUCCUGUCCUUCACACUAUCUACCGUUAAGUCAGUUCGUCUAAAAGAAAAUUCUUGUCUUCGUGGUUCAUUUCAAGCUGGGAUGCAAGUGCGAUUGCACUUAUCAAUAUAAUUUUCAAAGGUCGGAAGUCAGUAUGUAUCCGUUUUAAAGAUGUAUUCCAUUCUUUUCACUUUGUUUUAUUGUGAAAUAAUAUUAUCGUUAUGAAUAAAUCUACGUUCAAAGAAAA
This is a messenger RNA of Bemisia tabaci, 866 nucleotides long. It is a transcript of the gene ND-15, whose product is annotated as NADH dehydrogenase (ubiquinone) 15 kDa subunit. NCBI's taxonomy places the organism in Eukaryota, Metazoa, Arthropoda, Insecta, Hemiptera, Aleyrodidae. The record is from RefSeq and is a predicted model, not a curated record.